Molecule: messenger RNA, 903 nt
Organism: Rotaria sp. Silwood2
Lineage: Eukaryota; Metazoa; Rotifera; Eurotatoria; Philodinida; Philodinidae
Source: the annotation of a GenBank genome assembly
AUGAUUAUUUUCAUAUAUCUCCAUCAUCAUGAUAUACUUUAUUCUUUCAUCAAUAUUAAUAAACGAUUUGAUUCAAUUAUCAAUAAUGCCAUUAUUGGAAAAAAAUUAACAUUAAUAUCUUCUAAUGAUUCAUCAUUUCCAUUUAAUGAUACUAUAUUUGAUCGAAUUUGUGAAAUUUUACCUAAAUUUUAUGAUAAUAUUCAAUGGAUUAAUCUUGAAUCAUCAAUUACAGAACGUAUUCUUCUUUCAACAAACUAUUCAAAGUUAAAGGCACUUGUUUUAUAUCUUUCAUCACAAACAGUAAUUGAUUUAUUUGCUGAUACAAGUUUUUUAUUUGAACAUUUCGGACAACAAAUUGAAACGCUUAUUAACAAAGCAAAACCAAUUGUGGCACAAAUAGAUUCAUUAGAUUCAUUUGACGACGAUCAAAUAUUAGAAGAUAGAAAAAUAUUUCAAUUUUUAUUUAAACAAUGUUGUACGAUCCCAGGUUCAAGAAAACGACCCGUAAACGGCCAAGAAGUUGGUUUACAGUUUUUAAAUAUUAGUGAUUCAAUUAUUGAUGGUGAUAUUUUAAAAAAAGACUUUAUUAAUCAUAUGCCAAGAUUGAACAAGUUUACAUUUAAUAUUAGUUCAUUGGUUCGUCUCGAUAAUCCACGUAAUUUACCAUCAAAUGAAGAUAUUAAAAAUACAUUUAAAAAUUUUAAUAAUAUAAUUAUUUCAAGUGUUGAUUAUUUUUCACAACCAAAUUUACUUUAUUGUCAUAUUUAUUCAUAUCCAUAUACAUGGACAUUUUAUCAUAAUAUAACAAAUGACUUUCCUGGUAGAUUAUUCAAAUGUGUUCGUAGAAUUUCAUUACGUGAUGAACAUCCAUUUGAACAUGAUUUUUUUUCUUCAAAUUGCUGA